AAGGACAGAACGUUUAAGGCCCCAGAAAGCAAUGCAUUUGGCCAAUCCUUCAAGGAUUAUGAUAUUGAAAGUGAAAGACAAAAAAGUGUGGAAGAAUUCUAUAAAUUGCAACACAUUAAUCAGACAUACGAUUUCGUAAAGAAAAUGAGGGAGCAUUAUAAAAAAUUGGACAAAGCAGAAAUGAGUAUAUGGGAAUGUUGUGAGUUACUUAAUGAAGUAGUGGAUGAUAGUGAUCCUGAUUUGGAUGAACCUCAAAUUCAACAUUUGUUGCAAACUGCAGAAGCUAUUAGAAAAGAUUAUCCUAACGAAGAUUGGUUACAUUUGACUGCUCUCAUCCAUGAUCUUGGAAAGAUUCUUCACCUUCCUCAAUUCGGUGAGCUUCCUCAAUGGGCUGUUGUUGGGGAUACCUUUCCUGUUGGUUGUGCCUUUGAUGAAAAAAAUGUUCACCACAAGUAUUUCAAGAAAAACCCAGAUAGCAAAAAUCCUGCUUAUAACACUAAAGAAGGAGUCUAUAGUAAAGGGUGUGGAUUAGACAAUGUACUCAUGUCAUGGGGACAUGAUGACUAUAUGUAUAUGGUAGCAAAGGAAAAUGGAACCACUUUACCUUCACCUGGGUUAUUCAUUAUUAGAUAUCACUCAUUUUAUCGUAAGUAUCUUUAUUUACUAUGUAGUAAAUAUGAUCUCUAUAGCAAAAGCAAAGUUUUGGUGGACGUUGAAAAAGUGAAGCCAUACUAUCAAUCACUUAUUGACAAGUAUUUCCCAGCAAAGUUGAAGUGGUGA
Messenger RNA from Arachis stenosperma, 780 nucleotides. RefSeq names its product inositol oxygenase 5-like. The coding region runs from base 145 to 780 and encodes 211 amino acids. The transcript is spliced from 8 exons. Gene Ontology annotation, cellular component: cytoplasm. Gene Ontology annotation, biological process: inositol catabolic process. Gene Ontology annotation, molecular function: inositol oxygenase activity; iron ion binding. The record is from RefSeq and is a predicted model, not a curated record. NCBI's taxonomy places the organism in Eukaryota, Viridiplantae, Streptophyta, Magnoliopsida, Fabales, Fabaceae.